Alternaria incomplexa is the source of this 1500-nucleotide messenger RNA. It is a transcript of the gene PRP46, whose product is annotated as pre-mRNA-splicing factor prp46. Lineage: Eukaryota; Fungi; Ascomycota; Dothideomycetes; Pleosporales; Pleosporaceae. Gene Ontology annotation, cellular component: Prp19 complex; precatalytic spliceosome; catalytic step 2 spliceosome. Gene Ontology annotation, molecular function: protein binding. Bases 1 to 1500 code for a protein of 499 amino acids. Gene Ontology annotation, biological process: mRNA splicing, via spliceosome. The record is from RefSeq and is a predicted model, not a curated record. The transcript has 2 exons.
AUGGCCGAAACCGCAGCGUCGCGACCUCUCAGCACGGCAGAACAGCUCAUUCGAUCUUCUUCGAAGCGGACACGCGAGAUAUUUGCCGCCGAUUUCGCGUCAUCAGCGGCGCUAGAUCACGCUUCAAACGGCAGCUUCUCGAUACACCCAACCACACCAGCGCCCUCAGCUGCCGCAGACCAGGCCAGCGUCGCAUCGCGCAUUCGCAACGAAUAUGAACAUGUGCGCGAGCUACCACCCGCGCUAGCUGCGAAGAUGGCCAGCGCAGCAUCUACAGCGGCCGAGCGACGGAAGAAGAUCAAGGCACAGAACGCUGAAGAGAAGGCCUCGGAUCCUAAGAUGCAGAAGAUGAUUGAUGGUGUCUCAGAAAAGGCGGACAAAGCGCGUGACGCGCAGUCGAUGCAGUUGGCAGUGAGAGCGGGAGGCAAGGGCGCUGCACCAAACGCUCAUGGACCUACGCCAAGCAGAGAUCAGACGUCCAGCGCGUUGGUCAGGAAGGACGUGGUUCGUCAAGCGAAGCCCGACUGGCAUGCGCCGUGGAAGGUCAAGACGGUUAUCAGCGGACACAUGGGAUGGGUGCGAUCGGUGGCGAUGGAGCCUGGAAACCAAUGGUUUGCGACCGGUGCCGCGGACAGGACGAUCAAGCUUUGGGAUCUGGCCAGCGGUCAACUAAAGAUCACCUUGACAGGACACAUCUCGGCAGUCAGAGGACUUGCAGUGAGCCCAAGGCAUCCGUAUCUCUUCUCUUGCGGAGAAGACAAGAUGGUCAAAUGCUGGGAUCUCGAGACCAACAAAGUCAUUCGACAUUACCACGGCCACUUGAGCGGAGUCUACUCGCUUUCGCUUCAUCCGACCGUCGAUGUGCUCUGCACAGGAGGACGAGAUGGUGUAGUCCGUGUUUGGGACAUGCGAUCGCGCAGCAAUAUUCAUGUUCUCGGGGGCCACAAGGGAACAAUUUCUUCGAUCCAAUGUCAAGAAGCCGAGCCCCAAGUCUUGUCUGGAAGCAUGGACAGCACAAUACGACUCUGGGACCUGGUCGCCGGAAAGACUCGUACGGUUCUCACACAUCACAAGAAGUCGGUUCGCUCUCUUGCCACACAUCCCACAGAGUUUACAUUUGCAUCUGGAUCGGCGCAAUCGGCGAAACAAUGGCUAUGCCCGAACGGCGAUUUCAUGCAGAACUUCUCGCCGGUCAACAGCAUCAUCAACACACUCUCUGUAAAUGAGGAUAACAUCAUGUUCGCCGGUAGCGACAACGGCGAAGCCUCGUUCUACGACUGGAAGACAGGCCAUCGGUUCCAGCAUGGCGAAAGUAUCGCACAGCCGGGUUCUCUCGAAGCUGAAGCAGGUGUCAUGUGCUCGACAUUCGACAAAACCGGCCUGCGUCUCAUCACUGGAGAGUCGGACAAGUCUAUCAAGAUUUGGAAGCAGGAUGAGAACGCCACGGAAGAGACACACCCGCUCGACUGGAAGCCGACACUUGGACGACGGAAAUUCUAG